Colius striatus (speckled mousebird) is the source of this 2470-nucleotide messenger RNA. RefSeq names its product von Willebrand factor C and EGF domains (gene VWCE). Gene Ontology annotation, cellular component: cytoplasm. The transcript is spliced from 20 exons. Bases 7 to 2430 code for a protein of 807 amino acids. Gene Ontology annotation, molecular function: calcium ion binding; protein binding. Gene Ontology annotation, biological process: cellular response to virus. Lineage: Eukaryota; Metazoa; Chordata; Aves; Coliiformes; Coliidae. The record is from RefSeq and is a predicted model, not a curated record.
CCUGUCAUGUUGGCCGAGCUGCUCUUCCAGGCUGCCUGUGUGUCCCUGUUCCUCCCGGGCGCCCAGGGCAGGGUUUAUCCCGGGAGGAAGAAGCCGGCCAGCUUUGCCGUGGAGAGGCGCCGCGUGGGGCCCCACGUUUGCUUCUCGGGCUUGGGCAGCGGCUGUUGCCCCGGGUGGCUGCUGUCUCCGGGCAGCGGGCAGUGCACCCUGCCGCUUUGCUCCUUCGGCUGCGGCGGCGGCUUGUGCAUCGCUCCCAACCUCUGCUCCUGCCCGGAUGGGGAGCAGGGCAUCACCUGCCCAGAGGCGCCGGGGACGUGCGGGGAGUACGGCUGCGACCUCUCCUGCAACCACGGCGGGUGCCAGGAGGUGGCUCGUGUCUGUCCCCUCGGCUUCUCCAUGGUGGAGACGGGCACCGGCGUCCGCUGCACCGACAUCGACGAGUGCCUGAGCUCAGCCUGUGAAGGUCUCUGUGUCAACACCGAGGGCGGCUUCGUCUGCGAGUGCGGCCCCGGGAUGCAGCUCUCUGCCGACCGCCACAGCUGCCAGGAUACAGACGAGUGCCUGGCCACGCCGUGCCAGCACCGCUGCAAGAACAGCGUCGGCAGCUACCGCUGCUCCUGCCGGCCGGGCUACGAGCUGCACGGCAACCGGCACUCCUGCGUGGACGUGAACGAGUGCCGCUUGCCGGGCGGGCGCCGCUCCUGCCAGCACUCCUGCCACAACACCCCCGGCAGCUUCCUCUGCUCCUGCCGCCCCGGCUACCGCCUGGGCAGCGACAGGCUCUCCUGCGAAGGCUACCCCAAAUCCAUCCUGGCCCCGUCGCCCAUCCUGCAGUCCCUGCAGCACCCGCCCACCCUCCUCCUGCUCCCUCCCGGCUCUGGGGGAUCCCUCCUGCUCCCCAGGGGCUCCCCUUCUCCCCACCUCGCCCCUGCACCUCCCGGUACCCAACUCCCUCCCUCCUCUCCCUCCCUGCCCGUCGAGCCGCCCCCCGGCGCCUCCACCCCGCCGGCCCCUCGUUGCUGGUCCCGGGGGGUCCCCCGGGAGCCCGGCGCUCGCUGGACAGAGCCGGGGUGCCAGAGCUGCUCCUGCCAGGGGGGACGAGCCGUGUGCGAGGCCGUGAGCUGCCCCGUCCCCUGCUCCCACCCGCUGCCCGCCCCGGCCGGCGGCUGCUGCCCCAGCUGUGCAGGCUGCCUGCACGAGGGGGUGGCCAGGGCAGAGGGCGAUGUCUUCUCCCCAUUCGAUGGCAACUGCACUGUGUGUGUCUGCCUGGCUGGCAACAUCUCCUGCAUCUCCCCUGAGUGCCCCCCGGGCUCCUGCCUCAGCCCUUCACCAGCCGACUGCUGCUCCUGCCAGCCAGCCAAGUGUAGCUUUCAGGGCCGUUCCUAUGCCCACGGUGCCCGGUUCAGCCCCGACGGGGACGACUGCACCACCUGCAUCUGCAGGGGUGGUGAGGUGGAAUGCUCCUUCGCCCCCUGCCCUGCCCUCGACUGCCCGCAGCACCAGCGGCACCUGGGCCCGGGGCAGUGCUGCUUCAGCUGCAGAGAGCCCCCUGCCCCGGCUGGUUGCUUCGUGGAUGACAACGGGGUGGAGUUUCCCGUCGGACAGAUCUGGUCUCCGGGCGAUCCCUGUGAGUUAUGCAUCUGCCAGGCAGACGGCUCGGUGAGCUGCAAGCGCACGGACUGCGUGGAGACCUGUCCCUACCCCAUCCGCAUCCCCGGCCAGUGCUGCCCCGACUGCUCCGCAGGCUGCACCUACAUGGGGAGAAUCUUCUACAACAACGAGACCUUCCCCUCCAGCCUGGACCCGUGUCUCAGCUGCAUCUGCCUGCUGGGCUCGGUCGCCUGCUCGCCCGUGGACUGUGCCAUCUUCUGCACGUACCCCUUCCACCCCGAGGGCGAGUGCUGCCCGGUCUGUAACGAUUGCAACUACCAGGGCAGGAAGGUGGUGAACGGGCAAAGCUUCAGCCCCGAGGGACGACCCUGCACCCGCUGUACCUGCCGCCUGGGGGAGGUGAGCUGUGAGCAGAGGCUGUGUCCCCACUCCUGUGCAGAGCCCCCCGUGCUGCCCACCGCCUGCUGCCCACCCUGCCAAGCCACAGACAUCCAGCUCCUGCUGCAGAGCAACGGCCUGGCCCUGGCCCUGCCCCCAGCCCGGCAGGACUCAGCCCCCAGCAGCCCCCCAGCCCCAGCCCGGCCCCCCCGGCAGCGCCUGGCCCAGCUCCUGCUGCCCAGCACGGCCCCCCCCGGCCCUUCUCCAGGGAGGGUGCCCACUGAGGAGCCCCCUUUGAGCACCCCCAGCCCUUCUGAGUGCCCAUCAGCAGCUACUCUGCCCCCCGUCACCCCCUCUGGAGUCACAGCCCCCACAGGCUCCCCCAGCUCCAGCCCUGAGGCUCAGGGACCCCCCAGGGACACGGCCCCCCAGGCUCCCUAAGGGCCAGGUGCCUGCUGAGGUGUGAGCAGGAGGAUAAGGG